Messenger RNA from Encephalitozoon intestinalis ATCC 50506, 1467 nucleotides. Its product is annotated as dynein heavy chain. NCBI's taxonomy places the organism in Eukaryota, Fungi, Microsporidia, Unikaryonidae. Bases 1 to 1467 code for a protein of 488 amino acids. The transcript has a single exon. The record is from RefSeq and is a predicted model, not a curated record.
AUGGACACAAACAAUACACUUUGCGAUGAGAUAGACAGAAUUGUGGACAAAUUGAAGUCUACUACGGAUUUUCAUAAAUGUAUCUCGGAUAGUAAUGGACAUUCCUAUGAAUGUAAAGAGAAAUCCCAGGUCGGAGCAGACUGUAUAGUCAAUCACAGGAAGGAUGGGCUUCUCAUACUCAAAGGCUCAUGUGAAUUCAUGGUAGAUGCAAUGUCGAACUUCGUAAUACCAGCCACCAUGUCUAGGAUUAAAAAGAAGGGUGUAUCUGUGGCUGUAGAGAAGGCUCUCCGGUUGUUAGAGCAUCAUGCCCUGCAUCUCAGCAAAGCCGUAAGUGAAGAAGAUAAGAAAGAAAAGAUCUAUCUUAGCAUGGAAACCCAGGAAAUGGAUCGGCUUUAUAGGAAGCAUGGUGAGGAGCUUCAGAAUGGGCUUGACCCCGAAAGGUUUCUUUCUAGUGGUGAGCUGGAGCUUAUUCAUAGGAAUGUGGAACAGUGGACCAGCUGCAUAAGAGGACUUCAUGAGUCCGUAGGAUUCAAAAGAAGUGGGUUUCAUGAGGAAAAGACCUUCUGGAGCAAAUUCUAUAUGGAGAUGUGCUAUAUAAGAGAAUUCGGAAAGUCCGAAGUAUUUGGAUUUGUUCAUGAUGUUUUGAAGAGGAGUAAAAGGUUUGUUUCUGCAGCAACCCUAGAGAGCUUGAUGUUAUCAAACAAGUACUUCGAACUUGGAAGAGGGCUUCAUGGCUUCUAUGAGGGCAUGGACUUUAAGGGAGUUUAUUUUCCAAGGAGCUUGGACGAGUUCAAGGACUCUACAGUUAGUGCUAUAAAGGAAAUCGGCAGAAGAAUUGGAAGACAGUCGAAGAUGGCUCGAAAACUGAUUCUUUCCCAGAUGGAUAGACUAGUUUGGCUAAUAAUCGACAAGGUGCAUGAGAACCUAUCGAUUGGGUGGCUUAAGUGUUGUGAAGAACUACUUUUAUGCUCUAUAGAGAGUAUGUGCUCACUUACUGUUUCUAGGGAGGGCGAGGAAUCUGAGGCCAUGUCCUUAGAGUCGUCAUUGUUCUAUGAAUUCAGGGGAGGAGAGGAGUUGGCCAAAUUUCACUCCGAAUUCAAAGACAUCAAGAAAAUCCUUCUCUUUUCUUGGUCGUUCAAGGGACUUGGAGCAGUUGUUCCUAAGUUACUGAAGAGUUCUCCAGAAAAGGCUGCCCAUGAAAUAAGAUACAGAAGCCUGCUACAAGAAAUGAUAUCUGAGAUUGGAGAUCCUGACUUGAGGCCUGUGGUAGGAUGGAUGAAGAAAGAUCUCUUCAACAUUAAGGCUAGACUAGAAGUUGUAUUUGACCAACAGGAGGGGUUUGUCUCCGAUGUUUUCAACGAGGCUUUCGAAAGGAUUUGCGACAUAGACUCUGAUAUCCUGGAGGAAGGCGAGAAAGAAAGAAACCGAAGUUCUGGGGGUAUUAUUGCCACAGGAGGAUGGAGAUAA